GUACACGCCGCUUGCCGUAGGCGCGGUGAAGCCUGGGUAGGACACUGAAAGCGGCGGGAGAGCGGCACAUCUAUCCUCAAAUUUAACAAAAACCGAGUUAUACUGAACAUUAACCGAGUGAGAAGAGUGCAUUUAGGUGUAAUUCAGGGUUAAGUUUGGUCAAAUCAAAGGUGUUUGGCAGCGCUUCAGCAACAAUGGCGAAGGUACAGGUGUUGAAUGUGGCUGUUCUGGACAACCCGAGUCCUUUCGGAAACCCUUUUCAGUUUGAAAUAACAUUUGAGUGUAUGGAGGACCUCCCCGAAGACCUUGAAUGGAAGAUCAUCUACGUUGGCUCAGCAGAGAGCGAAGAGUAUGACCAAGUCCUCGACUCUGUCUUGGUUGGUCCAGUACCUGCUGGGAGACACAUGUUUGUGUUUCAGGCUGAUGCCCCAAACACUGGAUUGAUUCCUGAAAGUGAUGCUGUCGGUGUAACUGUGGUGCUGAUCACCUGCACGUAUCGUGGCCAGGAGUUCAUUCGCAUUGGUUAUUAUGUGAACAAUGAGUACACAGACCCAGAGCUUCGAGAAAAUCCACCGAUCAAGCCAGACUACACACAGCUCCAGAGAAAUAUUCUGGCAUCAAACCCACGUGUUACCAGAUUCCAUAUAAACUGGGAAGGCUGUGCGGAGAGAAUGGAAGACUCUGAAAAUGUCGAUCCCACGUCAAACUCCAUGCUCCCUCCGUCCUGUCUCCCAGGCAAGGCCCCGCCGUUGGGGUUACUACCAGAUAACUCUAUGGACUGCUUAUAGAAUCAACCCCCGCCCCAAAAGGUGAUGACUCGCCGCACAAGACCUUAUUUUGGAAGAAUGCCUGUGGACAUUCUAGCGUGGAUGUACAGACAUCUUUGCCUUACAGUCCUUAUUUAACUCUCUCCUUGGUCUUCUGACGAGUGUUUGUUUAGAGGAAGAUUAAGAACCAAUCACCACCAGUAUAAUCCUCACCUAUAGAUGGGAGUUCCUCACCAUGAUGUGGAAGGCAGUAUUGAAGUAGUUUAACUCACGGAAGGGAAAGCGGUAACUAUGAACAGAUACAGCUGAACUGAAGCAGAACGGAAAGCUGAUGUGUGAUUCACCUUCCUUCCUUAUGUUGGUGCAGAACUGUUUUUGUACCCAGGAUUUCAGCACUGAAGCAAGCAAUAGGCAAAUAAAUUCCAAUAUGUUGCUGUACAGGAAUUUGUUAAUCUGCCAUUAUGUUUGUGUUCAAAUUCCUUUUGCACUUAGGCUUAUUCCCACUUAUAUUUUGGAGUUGUUGGUUUGUUUGUUUUUUGUUGCAAUGUUGUGUUCCAAAUAAAAGAACAUUGUAUUUGUUA
This is a messenger RNA of Morone saxatilis (striped sea-bass), 1348 nucleotides long. RefSeq names its product histone chaperone asf1b-B. The coding region runs from base 195 to 788 and encodes 197 amino acids. Gene Ontology annotation, cellular component: nucleus. The transcript is spliced from 5 exons. Gene Ontology annotation, molecular function: histone binding. Gene Ontology annotation, biological process: DNA replication-dependent chromatin assembly. Lineage: Eukaryota; Metazoa; Chordata; Actinopteri; Moronidae. The record is from RefSeq and is a predicted model, not a curated record.